Rubroshorea leprosula is the source of this 480-nucleotide messenger RNA. The record is from the annotation of a GenBank genome assembly. NCBI's taxonomy places the organism in Eukaryota, Viridiplantae, Streptophyta, Magnoliopsida, Malvales, Dipterocarpaceae.
ACGGUCUUCACCAUGUGUCAAUCUAAAUGCUUUGAGUGGCGAGAAAAGGGUAGUGUUGCAAUGCUAAGGUUCAUGGCAGAGAAGCUGCAAGCAAUUCUCUCACUCCCUAAGAGGGUUAGAGUCAGGAAAGGCCACUUUGUGGUCAUUGCAACGCGAGGCAGAGAACCUCAGAGGUUCCUCAUCAAGUUAUGUUAUCUCCACAAUCCAGAGUUCUUGAAGCUGCUGAAGCAAGCUGAGGAAGAAUUCGGGUUUUCGCAAGAGGGGGUGAUUGCAAUCCCUUGUCGACCAGAUGAGCUUCAAAAGAUACUCACCAUGUCAAAAUCAUGACUCAGCCAAGACAUGGGAUGUAUUUUCACCAUCACUUCUUUCAUGUUUCUGUUGGUCUCUAGUAUUUCUACAGAACUCUCUUGGUUCACCUUAAUGCUAUUAAUUGAGUUUGUAUUAUGUAAUCUACUGAUAGAAUAAAAAUAGGGCAUGAUC